CUCUACCAAUGGAAAGCCUAGCUAUUCUCUUCGCCAUAGCAGCUGCUACAUCAGCCUAUCUCGUCUGGUUCUAUCUCCUAGCCCGGAAGCUCACCGGUCCCAAGGUAUGGCCUUUCGUUGGGAGCCUCCCGUCUCUCUUUCUGAACCGCUGGAGAAUCCACGACUGGAUGGCUAAUAACCUUCGCGCCACCGGUGGUUCAGCUACCUACCAAACUUGCACCAUCCCCAUUCCUUUCGUGGCUCGCAAGCAAGGGUUUUUCACCGUCACGUGUCACCCCAAGAACAUCGAGCACAUUCUCCGGACCCGGUUCGAUAACUACCCGAAAGGCCCGGACUGGCAGGCGGCUUUCCACGACCUGUUGGGCCAAGGGAUCUUCAACAGCGACGGCGAGACGUGGCUCAUACAGCGCAAAACGGCGGCGUUGGAGUUCACCACCCGGACUCUAAGGCAAGCCAUGGCUCGCUGGGUGAACCGGACUAUCAAGAACCGGCUCUGGUGCAUUUUGGAGAAAGCAGCUAAAGACAACACGUCGGUGGACUUGCAGGACUUGUUGCUACGCUUGACGUUCGAUAAUAUAUGCGGGCUCACGUUCGGUAAAGACCCGGAAACGCUCUCUCCGGGUUUACCCGAUAACCCGUUUGCCAUGUCAUUUGACACCGCCACCGAAUCCACUCUCCAACGCCUUCUCUACCCGGGUUUCCUUUGGAGGUUGGAAAAGAUUUUCUGUAUCGGAACGGAGAGGAGAUUGAAAGAAAGCCUUCAAGUCGUCGAAAACUACAUGAACGAUGCCAUCACGGCGCGCAAGGAAUCCCCGUCAGAUGAUUUACUCUCUCGCUUCAUGAACAAACGUGACGUCGACGGAAAACCCUUCUCAAUCUCCGUCCUCCAACGCAUCGCUCUGAACUUCGUCCUCGCCGGACGCGACACAUCGUCGGUGGCGCUGAGCUGGUUCUUCUGGCUCGUCAUGCACUACCCGGAGGUCGAGGACAAGAUCAUCAAGGAGAUAUCAACGGUCCUGAAUGACACACGUGGCGCCGACCACCAGAAAUGGAUCCAAGAGCCGUUGGUGUUCGACGAGGCCGACAGGUUGGUCUACCUGAAAGCCGCACUUGCAGAAACGCUGCGUUUGUUCCCGUCCGUGCCGGAGGACUUCAAGUACGUCGUGUCGGACGAUGUUUUACCUGAUGGCACGUUCGUACCGGCAGGUUCGACGGUCACGUAUUCUAUAUAUUCGGUUGGGAGGAUGAAGAGCAUAUGGGGCGAGGACUGCAUGGAGUUUAAACCGGACCGGUGGCUCUCGGCAGAAGGAGACCGGUUCGAACCGCCCAAAGAUGGGUACAAGUUCGUGGCGUUCAAUGCUGGACCGAGGACUUGUUUGGGGAAGGACUUGGCUUACCUGCAAAUGAAGUCUGUGGCCUCGGCUGUGCUUUUGAGGUAUCGGAUAUCGCCCGUUCCCGGUCAUCGCGUGGAGCAGAAGAUGUCUCUCACUCUGUUCAUGAAGAAUGGGCUCCACGUGUACUUGAAUCCACGUCAGCUCUCUGUGUGAAAAAGGAUGGGGGCAAUAUGGUGAUUCAGUUGGUUAUUUGUGAGGGCAUAGUUGUCAAUGUGGCAGGUAAAGGGAAAGGGUGUAAUAGUCAUUCAAUUUGUUGUUUUGCUAUGAUAUGUUACUUUAAUUUUCCUUGUUUGUUGGGUUAGGUGAGUUGAAUUCGAGUACAGUUUGCUCGUCUAAGUUGGAAGAUUAAUGUCUUCGUGACGUUCAUAUUCCAUGUCAGUAGAUAUGGGUUUUCUUUUUUUUAUAUGUUUAUCAAUAAAAUAUACCACAAAGUUAUUUUCUUUAUUC
This is a messenger RNA of Corylus avellana, 1841 nucleotides long. It is a transcript of the gene CYP86A1, whose product is annotated as cytochrome P450, family 86, subfamily A, polypeptide 1. Gene Ontology annotation, molecular function: heme binding; monooxygenase activity; oxidoreductase activity, acting on paired donors, with incorporation or reduction of molecular oxygen. The record is from RefSeq and is a predicted model, not a curated record. NCBI's taxonomy places the organism in Eukaryota, Viridiplantae, Streptophyta, Magnoliopsida, Fagales, Betulaceae.